Mugil cephalus (flathead mullet) is the source of this 3645-nucleotide messenger RNA. RefSeq names its product pyroglutamyl-peptidase I like (gene pgpep1l). The transcript has 4 exons. Gene Ontology annotation, biological process: proteolysis. Gene Ontology annotation, cellular component: cytosol. The coding region runs from base 991 to 1626 and encodes 211 amino acids. Gene Ontology annotation, molecular function: pyroglutamyl-peptidase activity. NCBI's taxonomy places the organism in Eukaryota, Metazoa, Chordata, Actinopteri, Mugiliformes, Mugilidae. The record is from RefSeq and is a predicted model, not a curated record.
AAAAACGUGGUGCAUUUUGCACAUUUCAAAACAGCAGGAUAACACAGCACAAACACAAUUAAUCAAGAACAUUUCAUGAUUUUAUUUACUGUACAGAAUGCCCAGCCAGAUGAUUAAAAACCUUUGUGUUGUCUCAAUAGAGACUUUCAGCAACUUGGUGCCAAAGGAAAUGUAGGUCAAACGUCCCCACCAAGUCUGUACCCCUGGGUUGAAGCAUUCAUUUGUCACCAAGAAACAGAUGUGCUUUAUAUUGUAGCAGAGUGUUCAUCAAUCAUAUAAAAACUACCGUUAGUGAGGGCUGUUCUUGUAGCUGACACGCACAAAGUAAAGAAACAAAAAGAUCAUGGGUUUGAAUUAUGAUCAUGAGAGAGAAGGAGAGAGACAUUGUUAUUGAUUGUUCUUUUGGUACAAUAAACCUCUUCCAAACUCUGUGAUGUCUCUCCAUUGGUAGGAUUUGGUGUCAAACACUGACUGUGUCACAGUACCAGCACAGUAUUAUAGCUGUAGGUAGAGCAUUCACUUGUAAUUGUUUGAUUUUUUUUUUCCUGUGCGUGUCUACUUUAGGUUCUACAAAGAAUCAAAAAGCCUCUCCCACCACUACACAACAAAGAAAUGUUUUACCACCUAGUCUAUCUUUUCCAGCUGUUCCAACAAGGCGUAAAAGUACGCGACACAGAUGAGUUAACACAAAAUGCGAUUCGGUUUUAUUUUAAGAUUCCGUGUGAUGACCUGUAUUUGACUCGCGAUCGGACAACACAAAUUACCGGAGGCACCUGAAUGCAUCCUAAACUAAACUCCAGCUCCACAUUUGUCAGAGCAGAGCGUCCCCAAGCGGACAAAAAAGAGUGAGCCGCGAGAGAUUAAAAUAAAAGAAAAAAGAUUGCGUUUCAUAUUCUAACCUAUCAAGUUUCUUUUCCUUGCCGAGUGUAAACCCGUGAAACUACGCUAUGGAUAAAAACGACACUGUCGUCGUUACAGGUAAAGUAAGUCAUGAACUGUCUGCUGAGUAAAUACACCCUUCAAACCCGCGUUUAUUCUGACACGCGACUUCUCGUCUACUUUACAGGGUUCGGACCUUUCAGACAGUUCUUGGUGAAUCCCAGCUGGAAAGCAGCCCAGGGGUUGAAGCUGGUGGGACUGGGAGAGAGGAUUGAUGUUUACAUCAAGGAGCUACCGGUGAGCUAUGUUAAAACCCAGAGGAUUGUCGCUGAACUCUGGCAAACUCUCCACCCAAAGUUUGUUGUACAUCUGGGUCUAGCCAGAGGCUCCAGCGUCAUCACUCUGGAGCAAACGGGGAGGAACAGUGGAUACAGUGACAGAGACGUGCGCGGCUCCUGCCCCGAGAGGCACCUCUGCGUGGAAGGCGGACCAGAGAAACUUGACUCGGUCAUCAACAUGAAGGCCGUCUCCAAGCACUUCAGAAAAGCAGGGACGGAUGUGAUUUAUUCAAGAGAUGCCGGGAGGUACCUGUGCGAUUUUGCAUAUUACUGCUCACUGCAUGGCGGUCGGGGGAGAGCAGCACUCAUCCACGUCCCCUCGUCCGGAAGCCUGGCCUCUGCUGACAGACUGGUGCCUCUGCUGCAGGCCGUCAUUCGGACCAUGCUGGAACAGCUGACAGACCCUUGACAGGCGCCAGUAGCUGAGAGGUGACCAAGAGCUGAGGUGCGUCUUCAUCUCGACGCCAGAAUGACGCAGGGGAGACACGGCGACCUGAAGAAAAUUCAGUGGCGCAAGCAAAUAUAGUUCUCAUUCAUUUAUUUAUUCAAAAAAAUUUCAGAGAGAGAGAAAAAAAAAGAAAAUACAAGAAAUUCUCAGAUACACAUUUGGAGACGGCAUGUCAAAAGUACCCCAUCUCGGCUAAAGAUGUGAAAAAACUUUGAGGCCUCAGAUACAGAGCUUGAGAGAAGACAAGAGUCUAGUGAAAUAGGUUUUGAUUAUUUUCUUUUCCCCAAUCAAGUAAAGAACACACCGAUUUUGUGAAAGCAAUAUAAUAAAAUAGUAGUAGUAGUAGUAGUUGUUGUAGACCAAGGCCCCCUCAGAAGGUAUAGGAAUGCAAAAAUCAUAAAAAAACAGAAGCAUGGUAAUGAUGAACCUCAAACUAUUUAUUGCAGUUUAAAUGCACCUCCAGAAACCUGACAUUUGCAUGAAUAUUCAGAAGAAUUUAAAUGACUAAAAUGAAUGCUUUUUUUUCAGUUACUGUAUAUUUACGCUGGAAAUCUAAGUUAACGCAAAAAAAAAAAAAGAACUAGCGUGAUAUUGUAAACUAUCGUCUUUUUUUUCCUCUAUUUAUGUUCGUUUACCAUUACUACCCGUAAUCUAUGCAACAUCCCUGUCCCAUUUACGGUAUAUGUUUCCAUGUGUUCCAUGUAAAGGCUGCACUUUGACAGGCUUCUGAUCUAAUCAACAUUAUUAUUAUUAUUCACCUCACAAAAUUCAACGUCUACUCUGACAACUGAAAUACAUCCUUUCUGGAGAGAGAAAAAAAACAAACAUAAAAUGCACAGAUAUGUUAUGUUAACUACUCAAGCUUGUUGCUUGUCAGUGGUGUUUUCUAUACCAGUGUGCAGCAGCAAUCCAACUGUCUUUACAGCUCAAAGAAAGGUUCAGCGUGAUUCGUUUGAACUUCAAAUCACGCACAGAUUUAACUGUUUUUGAAGACCUUUGAUUGAACAUCCAAAAUUCACUUUGGGAAUAAACCCAGUUGGCCUAUUUAUAAUAUAUAUAUAUAUAUUUUUUUAUUGCUUUUUGUGUAUUUGAAGCGCAGACUUUCUAUUUGCUUCACGCUCCCUUGCACUGAGAUGAUGCUCUCUGGGUAGCCACUAUGGGGGGAGGGACAAGAACAAGAGGUUUCAUAAGGAGCUUUGAGAUGGAAAAAAAAUAAAAAAUAAAAAAAAGCUACUUUGCCACCUUGUUUGUGUAACAUUUUUGGUGACAAUAUAAGAUCCACUGAGGUGACUGAAUCAGCAGCAUUAUCAUAAGUAGCAGUACAACAGGCCGCAAAAGGCGAGUAGAGUUUCUGAAUGGGCAGGUGAGAUUUACACUGAUGAUUAUUGUGGAAAAAAAUGAUCAUAAGAGCAUGAAUGUCACGGGAUUCAGCAGGUAGACCUGGGAAGGGGAAAUGUAUGACAUUCACUCAACUACAAAGAGUUUAUGGGGUGAAGAAUAAUUAAAUUAAAUGUUGUUGUUUUUUCCCCAGCUGUUCUGAUUGCAUCACUGAAGUUUUCUGUUGAGGGGUCCCUACUUAAGACGAUGCUGCUUUCUCGGUUACAGUUACGGUUUUGUGUAUGAAGUACAAAAUUGUCUUUGUUACAUUCACAGUACUGAUCCACACACACACAUAACGGAAUUCAAUUCAAUAAUGAUUCAUAAUUCGAUGAGAAACAUGACGUUUGCGCUGUAUUCUUACAGCAACACACGCUGCAGGUGAACAGCGCCAUCUUUUUUUUUGUUUUCUUCUUCUUGGCGGCGAAUAAAACUUUUCCCUUUUAAAAUAUUUCCCGUGUUAUCUUUUUUUAGAUUUCUACAUAAAUGCAUUUUAGAUGUACGUUUUCUUUUUAAUCUGCUGAGGGUUUGAGGUUGUGAGAAUACGUUGGGAGUCAGUGGAGAUGGAAUGUGUGACGUUGAGCCCCCGGCCGCUUCUUUUAU